CUUUGGCUACACUUUUCCUCCGCCCUUCGGUUGUCACCGGAACAUACGUAUGAUCUACCCGGAAGUUCAAAAUGACCCUGAUCGUACGUCGCCAUUAGAGAGACACUUGGAGAAAUCAGAUCUCAGAACACCAUGGGCCGCCACUUUGGAGAUUUGGCGAGGAUCAGGCAUGUGAUCACCUACAGCAUCUCCCCAUUUGAACAAAGGGCCUUUCCCAACUAUUUCUCCAAGGGAAUUCCCAAUGUGUGGAGACGAUUCACAGGAUCCGUCUUCAAAGUUGCUCCCCCAAUGGUGCUGCUGUACCUCACCUACACAUGGGGCAACCACGUCCAUGAACAGGGCAAGAGGAAGGAUCCCAAACUUUAUGAGAAUGACGAGUAGCAUGAGGCAAAGAGAGCUUGGUGGACAUCCAUCAUCAAAUACAUCACCGUCUGUUCUUGAGCUGCUUUCACCAAGAAAUUAAAUAUUUAUUUGUCAUCUUCGUUCUAAUAAAAUUGAAGAUACUAUUGCCUAGAAACCUGUUCAUUGUUAUAAGCCCAAUUUCAGCAACUAUAUUUAUAUGUGAAGUGGUAUAGUUAUGACUAUCAGCUGCACUUGGCCAAAGCAAUGAAUUUGAGUGUCAUCUUCAAUAGGGUGCUUUGCUGUUAAUCUUUCCCACAGGAAAACUAGACUUUAUCAUUUUAAAACCAGAUGUAUUUUUUUUCCAGUUAUUUUUGUGCGACUUUUUAAAUCGGCUGAUGUUCUGUAUUGACUGGUAAAAUGAAUGUGUUUAAAAAGAAAUCCUAAGUAUUUUACAUUUCACUAAUAAAGGAAAUUUAGUCUUGGUGAACUUGCA
Molecule: messenger RNA, 835 nt
Organism: Anguilla anguilla (European eel)
Lineage: Eukaryota; Metazoa; Chordata; Actinopteri; Anguilliformes; Anguillidae
Gene: uqcrq
Product: cytochrome b-c1 complex subunit 8
Exons: 3
Coding region: 133-381 (82 amino acids)
Biological process (GO): mitochondrial electron transport, ubiquinol to cytochrome c
Source: RefSeq, a predicted model, not a curated record